GCCCCCAGUGACACAAUAGCAGCUCCCUCCAAGAUGGCGGCGGCGACUGCAGACCCGGGAGCUGGGAACCCGCAGGCUGGGGACUCCUCUGGUGGGGACGCCGGGGGUGGGCUACUGUCACCCGGGGAGCAGGAACUGAGCCGGCGCCUGCAGCGCUUGUACCCUGCAGUUAAUCAGCACGAAACGCCGCUGCCGCGAUCUUGGAGCCCCAAGGACAAGUACAACUAUAUCGGCCUCUCCCAGGGAAACCUCCGUGUCCACUACAAAGGUCAUGGCAAAAAUCACAAAGAUGCAGCCUCUGUGCGCGCCACUCACCCCAUCCCUGCUGCCUGUGGUAUUUACUAUUUUGAAGUGAAAAUUGUCAGCAAAGGAAGAGAUGGGUACAUGGGAAUUGGACUCUCAGCUCAAGGAGUCAACAUGAACAGACUACCUGGUUGGGACAAACAUUCCUAUGGUUACCAUGGCGAUGAUGGGCAUUCCUUCUGCUCCUCGGGGACCGGCCAGCCCUAUGGUCCCACAUUCACCACAGGGGAUGUGAUCGGCUGUUGUGUCAACCUCAUCAAUGGCACCUGCUUCUACACCAAGAAUGGCCACAGCCUUGGUAUAGCCUUCACAGAUCUCCCGGCCAACCUCUACCCCACCGUAGGCCUGCAGACACCUGGAGAGAUUGUGGAUGCCAACUUUGGGCAGCAGCCCUUCCUCUUCGACAUCGAGGACUACAUGCGGGAGUGGCGUGCCAAAGUCCAGGGCACUGUCCAUGGCUUUCCCAUCAGUGCCCGGCUCGGUGAAUGGCAGGCAGUGCUGCAGAACAUGGUCUCCUCUUAUCUGGUGCAUCAUGGGUAUUGUGCCACAGCCACAGCUUUUGCCCGAAUGACUGAAACCACGAUUCAGGAAGAACAGGCAUCCAUAAAGAACAGACAAAAAAUCCAGAAGCUGGUGCUUGAAGGCCGGGUGGGUGAAGCCAUUGAAACGACCCAGCGCUUCUACCCUGGGCUGCUGGAGCACAACCCCAACCUGCUCUUCAUGCUCAAGUGUCGACAGUUUGUGGAGAUGGUGAAUGGCACCGACAGUGAAGUCCGAAGUUUGAGCUCCCGAAGCCCCAAGUCCCAGGACAGCUACCCUGGCUCCCCCAGCCUCAGCCCCCGACAUGGCCCUAGUAGUUCCCACAUGCACAACACAGGAGCAGACAGUCCCAGCUGCAGCAAUGGCAUUGCAUCUACCAAGAACAAACAGAACCACAGUAAAUACCCCGCACCCAGCUCCUCCUCCUCAUCCUCGUCCUCCUCGUCCUCCUCUUCCCCGUCCUCCAUCAAUUACUCCGAGUCCAACUCAACAGACUCCACCAAGUCCCAGCCCCACAGCAGUGCCAGUAACCAGGAGACCAGUGACAGUGAAAUGGAGAUGGAGGCAGAACAUUAUCCUAACGGUGUGUUGGAGAGCAUAUCCACGCGCAUAGUCAAUGGUGCCUACAAGCAUGAAGACCUGCAGACAGAUGAGUCCAGCAUGGACGAUGGGCAUCCACGGCGGCAGCUCUGCGGGGGCAACCAGGCUGCCACAGAAAGGAUCAUCCUGUUUGGCCGAGAGUUGCAGGCAUUGAGUGAGCAACUGGGCCGAGAGUACGGCAAGAAUUUGGCCCACACGGAGAUGCUGCAGGAUGCCUUUAGCUUACUAGCAUAUUCAGACCCCUGGAGCUGCCCAGUUGGCCAUCAGCUUGAUCCCAUCCAGAGGGAGCCCGUGUGUGCUGCUCUCAACAGCGCCAUUUUAGAGUCUCAGAACCUGCCAAAGCAGCCUCCUCUGAUGCUCGCCCUGGGCCAGGCUUCUGAAUGUCUACGACUUAUGGCCCGAGCAGGCCUGGGAUCUUGCUCUUUUGCCAGAGUCGAUGACUACUUGCACUAGCUGACCUUCCUGGCUGGCUCUGUCUAGCCAUCCUUCAGCCCUAGGGCUGGAACAACCCUGCCCUCCAUAGGCACCUGGUACAGAGACCUAGAAGCCAUGGGCAGAAUCCCACUCCUCCUACCUGGCCGGUCCUCCCUUCUUCCCUCUCUCCUUCCCUCCCUUCCUCCCUCUCUCCAUCUCUCCCUCCCUCCUUUCCUUGUUCUCUCUUCCUUCUUCUCCCUUCCACGUGCAGCGGCCUGUGAUACAGUAUUGGCUGGUUACUCAUGUAGCGGCUUCUCCUUCAAAGGAGAUUUUGUUUUGAGGAGAGGUUGGUUUUUUUUGUUUGUUUGUUUUUGUUUUUGUUUUUUUUUUAAUCUUUUUUUUUCCCUCCUGACUGAGCCACCAGUGUUUAUCUCGGGAGAGUUUGUGCUGAGCUGGUUUCUGCUAAUUUAGUAAUGAAGCCUAUCCAGGUUGAUGAUAGCUUAUUAUUUUCAUAAGUAAAACAAACAAACAAACAAAUGAGAUUAUAUAUAUAUAAAUAUAUAUAUUAAAAAAAAAGACACAGUAUUUAUCGUAGCCUAGUGGUCCAGCACCUCUUGGGUGAGGCUGUCCAGACACCAUGUGUUUUUAUUUGAGUCCAACUCAUUAAAAAAAGAAUCAUCUCUUGUCACUUCAAUCAAGUGAUUUGUUUAUUUUAGGCUCCCCUUUUAUUGAGCCACAGGUCCAGCUGCUGCCCAGGAAAUCAAAAUGGGUUUGGGGGAGGCUGCUUGGUGGGCAAGGUCAGGUUAAGCUGCUUUGCAGCAUCCCAAGAGGUGUGGGUCUCUAGGCCCCUUAUAGGUAGAUAAAACACAGAACCGCAGGUUCAGGGAUUCAGGGAAGUGAGGUGGCCCAGGGGCACACAGCAAAGCAAGGGAACACAGGGUCCGUAGCCAGCACGCUGUCUACCACUCUACCCUGCCUCUCACUGCCUGCCUUGCCCCUCUCUCCCAUCUCAAUGUCCUGCCUUCCCUUGUUGUUAAGAUGGCCAAAUAAUUCAUUACUCUCAGUUGAAUGCCUGGAAACUACCUGCCUUCAAUCCAAGAGCUGCUGUAUGCCAGGCUGCCAAGAGGAAGAUUCCAUUCCCAGGACAGAGGCCCUUAAGUACAGGCUGACUGCUUUCUUCCUGCCUGGGUCUUCACCAUCACUGCCCAACUCUGAUGGAUUGAUGUUUCCUGUGGAGAAGUUGGCACCUCAUGGAGGCUGAUUCUUGGACCAUUGGUCCAGAGUGGAUGGAACCCUUGGCUUCCUGGUCCAGAUUUCCCCACAGCUACGGGAGACUGCUCCCUAUAGCUUGGCCCCAGCGACUCUUAGGAAGAGGAGACUCCAUGGGCCUUACAAAUGUCCCACCAGCUGUUUCACAUGGAUCCUCACAGCUGGUGGAACAAUAACAAAAAACCCCACCACCACAGGGCUGAGAUGCUGCCAGGAUGUGGGUGGGCCAUCUGUUGAGGGGACUGUCUGCCAAGGAAGAGGAGGGUCUAUAUAGAGGAGACCUGGAGGGGCCAGGGUCUCCUUACCUGCUUCACAGGGUGAGUGAAAAGCCCAGGCAGCUUCUGCAAAGAGCAGGUCCAACUGUGGUAAUGUCACAAGUGGGCUUGCAGUCCCCAUCUGAAUCAGGGCUGGGUGAGCUCAUGUUCUGUUAGUGGACACAGAAAUCAGUGGCAGAGCUCGAGACGUUCUGUGCCCACCAGGCCUUACCAGGCCCACAGCUGGACAAAAAUGAGUUAGACCAGCUAUUAGUGAGGGGCCAGGACCCUGACUGAAAUCUUCCAAAAUUUUGCUUUGGGGGCUAAUCCUACAGGCUACUACAUUUUCUUGGUUCCUAACAGGACCUUAGUUAACAGCUUGUCAGAAGGUCUUGUCCUGUGUAAAGGACAUUUCAUCCUGUCCAAGACUGGAAUACCGAGCUCCGAACUCAGGUUGGAAAUAUCAAGCUGUUACAAUGGUCACCUCACAUUUGGAAAUGAAAACCAGUGGCAUUUGCAGAGCAGUGGAAUUCAGAAAAACAUCACCACCAGCCCUUUCCUUUGCCAGUUAAAGAAACAGGCCCAGGAGAUUAAGUGACUUGGCCAAAGCCACACAGCAAAUAGUGUCGGAGCCAGGACUAACUACUCCUGUGGGUUAGACAUUCCUGUCUAGACUUAAAGCAAAAUGGCAAAUGAGCUUUGUGAGGGGUUAGGUUGGCAUGACAUCAGCAGUGCCUGAGCAGUAGGUAUUUUUAGGAGUAUGACAAGGGUGGGGAUGGGUGCUUAGACUUGGGUUGUGGAGCGGCUGAGAGGGCCUUGGAGGGCUCGGGACUGCUGUGUGCUGCGUGGGGUUAUGUGUCUACCUGGCUCGCACUCAGUACCCAUGGCCACCUCCCCAUUUUCUGUGCCUUAUCUCACUGUUUCAGCUGAGUCCAAGUUGUUUACUCUGUUCCUCUCCAGAGGGGUUCUCUGUCCUAGUUGGACAGUUCACUUUGGGGACAUAAGCCUUUGCCCCACAAGCUGUGGGGAGGGCCAAAAAUCAAGCUGCUGGAGCCAGUGGUUAGUCCAGUCCUGCUGCCAGAGGAACCCCGUAUGUACCCCCAAUCCUACUAGCCUGUUUCCAGGAGCCUGGAGUGGGGAAUAGUUCUUGGAUGCAGCUUAGUAAAGGGCUGGACCUGACCCUUUUGGACAGGAGGAGGAUCUGGCUGUAUUGGGUUGUCCAGCCCUUGGGGAGCAGCAUUCCCUACUCACUUCCCUUUGUGGCACCAGAUGAUAGCUCCUUGCAGAGCAAGGACCAAGUUGGCAGACCACUCAGAGUCAAAAACCCAUAUCCCCACCCCUUCCUAUGUGGGUCUGUGGCUGGGAGUAGGCUGGCAGAACAAGGAUAUCACAAGCUAAGGAAGUAAGGACUGCUUGGCUACCCAGCACCUUCCCAGCCCUUAAGCACAAAAAAGAUGAGGCAGAGGACUGUUGGGGCUGAACGUUCCUUUGGUUGCUCACAACUCAGGUAUGCAUGUCAUUUGGCAGCUGGACAGCAGAGCCCUACUUCACCACCAAUCGCAGGCAUUUGGACCUGUGGCCACAUGGUGGCUUCUGGCUGUCCUCAGCGCCCACCUCUUUGCAUAGGUUCCCUCCAUUAUCAACUACAGCUGAAACAGGCAUCCUCCACAUUGUGCACACUGGUUCUGCCUUUGUCCUUGCAAGUUGAUACUCAGCAUUAGCAUGAAACUUGUGGUGUGAGAGGGUUGACAGAAUUCUAACACAAACAUCCUAUUAAAUUGUACUUGAGAUGAAAAAAAUUCCUGUUGUAUUUUGACAAAAUUAUUUUUAUUAAAAUACACAUCCAUGAGCAA
Cricetulus griseus (Chinese hamster) is the source of this 5233-nucleotide messenger RNA. Lineage: Eukaryota; Metazoa; Chordata; Mammalia; Rodentia; Cricetidae. The record is from RefSeq and is a predicted model, not a curated record.